This is a messenger RNA of Ipomoea nil (Japanese morning glory), 1701 nucleotides long. RefSeq names its product protein DETOXIFICATION 27. The record is from RefSeq and is a predicted model, not a curated record. Gene Ontology annotation, molecular function: xenobiotic transmembrane transporter activity; antiporter activity. Gene Ontology annotation, biological process: xenobiotic detoxification by transmembrane export across the plasma membrane. Bases 104 to 1594 code for a protein of 496 amino acids. Gene Ontology annotation, cellular component: membrane. NCBI's taxonomy places the organism in Eukaryota, Viridiplantae, Streptophyta, Magnoliopsida, Solanales, Convolvulaceae. The transcript has 7 exons.
AACAUUCACCAUACAUUUCCCAACCUUAAUUUCAGUAGCUCUUCUCUUCCUUUUCUCCUUCUCUGUUUAUUUGCUCCUGCCGGCUCUAUCAAGAGCUAAGAAAAUGUCUGGCAAUGGCAGCAUGGACGAAAAUAAGGUGCCGUUAUUAGACUACUCAUCGGCCCAGGUCGUCGAAAAUAACAUUGAAGAAGAAGAAGAAGAGGAGAAGAAGUUUUUGGGGAGGUUUUGGGUGGAAUCAAAGAAGCUAUGGCAGAUCGUGGGGCCGGCUAUCUUCAGCCGUAUAGCUUCGUACUCCAUGUUCGUGAUCACCCAAGCAUUCGCCGGCCACCUGGGAGACCUGGAACUGGCGGCGAUGUCGAUCGCCAGCAACGUGAUUCUGGGGUUCGACUUCGGGUUGAUGCUGGGCAUGGCUAGCGCCCUGGAGACGCUGUGCGGGCAAGCGUUCGGGGCGAAAAGGUAUGACAUGUUGGGGAUAUAUCUGCAGCGGUCGUGGGUGGUUCUGUUUCUGUGCUGUGUGGUGAUGCUGCCGUUGUUUUUCUUCGCGACGCCGGUGCUGAAGGCGCUGGGGCAGGCGGAGGACGUGUCGGAGCUGUCGGGGGUGGUGGUCAUGGCGUUCUUGCCGCUGCACUUCUGCUUCGCGUUCCAGUUCCCGUUGCAGAGGUUCCUGCAGAGCCAGCUUAAGAACUCGGUGAUUGCUUGGGCGAAUUUUGUAGCUCUCAUCGUGCAUAUUCUCCUCAGCUGGCUCAUUGUUUACCGGUUCCAGCUCGGAAUCAUCGCCACCGCCUUGACCUUGAACUUCUCCUGGUUCGUCAUCUUCUUUGGGCUGCUUGGCUACACCGUUUGCGGCGGCUGCCCCCUUACCUGGCCGGGCUUCUCCAUGGAAGCUUUCACUGGCCUAUGGGACUUCUUUAAACUCUCUGUUUCAUCCGGAGUCAUGCUAUGCUUGGAAAAUUGGUACUACAGAAUUUUGAUAGUGAUGACAGGGAAUUUGGAGAAUGCUAAAAUUGCCAUUGAUGCGUUGUCAAUAUGUAUGAACAUUAACGGCUGGGAAAUGAUGAUUCCUCUUGGUUUCUUCGCUGGAACUGGUGUUAGGGUAGCCAAUGAGUUGGGAGCGGGGAAUGGAAAAGGAGCAAAGUUCGCCGCAUUUGUAUCAGUAUCACACUCCAUGAUAAUUGGUCUCUUCUUCUGGCUGCUAAUCCUAACCUUCGACAACCAGCUUGCCCUAAUUUUCUCCUCUAGUCAAACCGUUCUCCAAGUUGUUCAUGACCUCUCAUUCCUCUUAGCAUCCACCGUUCUUCUCAAUAGCAUUCAACCAAUCCUAUCAGGGGUGGCUGUUGGAUCAGGAUGGCAAGCAUAUGUAGCAUACAUAAACCUUGGGUGCUACUAUUUGGUUGGAGUCCCUCUUGGCAUUAUGAUGGAAUGGGUUUUCCACCAAGGUGUCAAGGGUAUAUGGGCUGGGAUGAUCUUUGGUGGAACCGCGGUGCAAACUAUAAUCUUGUGUAUAAUCACCAUAAGAUGUGAUUGGGAAAAAGAGGCUCAGAAGGCGAAUAACCACGUUAAGAAGUGGGAAAGCGUGGGUCAUGGCGCCUCGUAAAAGUUUAUAAUUUUCAUUUGUUAAUAUAUAUUCAUAUAAUAUAUGAUGGCGAAAAUUUACCAAUUUUGAGGAAUUGGUCUUUCAUUUAAUGGAUUUCAAUUUCUAUU